Opisthorchis viverrini is the source of this 891-nucleotide messenger RNA. RefSeq lists its product as hypothetical. The coding region runs from base 1 to 891 and encodes 296 amino acids. The transcript has 5 exons. The record is from RefSeq and is a predicted model, not a curated record. NCBI's taxonomy places the organism in Eukaryota, Metazoa, Platyhelminthes, Trematoda, Opisthorchiida, Opisthorchiidae.
AUGUUUAUUGGUGAAGAGAACAAUAUGAAAAUUAACUUUUCUUUGGAGAAAACUACUCAUACGGUUGGCGAAAAUCCUUCGAAAACCUACGGACGGUUUCGCCCUUUUUUGGUUUUAAAGGGAGAUUCAACUGAAUUCCGACCGUCUGCUGACUGGAAGGCAUCGACUAAUGGUGUGAAGCAUAGCGUCACAUUUCCCAUGCAACGCCAGUGGAAGCUAACUGAGGAGCAGACCUGCGAGAGAAAGACUGAGUUUCGAUUGCAAGCCAGGCGAGCACGUGAGAACCAACUGUCUCGGAGUUCGGUGGGAUUCCACACCGAUACUGCCCUACGGCUCGCCGUUGGGCGGUGCUACGGCCAAAAUACCUAUCCCGCAGAAGACUGGCUGGUCCACCAAGCCACCAAAGGCCACAAGUGGACAUGGAUAGAAUGCCAACGCACCUUUGACCCUAUCAAAUCCAUGCUGAGUUCCGAUUUUCUGCCCAUCCACUGCAAUCCAUCGCUCCAGAAAACCACUGCACAUGCAGUCAGAGCCCUGACAUCAGCUCAGCGCAACUACAGUCAUAUAGAAAAUGAAUCUUUGGCGAUCGUAAGGGAAUCCCGGUGCAUAUCGCUGACCACCUCCAGCGAUGGACCACUCCGCCUCUGGGAUACGACUUCAAGGUCAACUACCAGUCCACCACGAGUCUCGGACAAGCCGACGCACUGUCGCGACUCCUUGAUUCAAGCAAGCCAAAACCAGAGGAUACUAGUCGCAACAAUUGCCUUGGAAGCGGAAGUUAACCGCGUAGUAUCUGAAGCGGUUCGCCAGGCUACCGACCAAGACCCUGUGCUGCGGCAGGUCAUCGAAAACCGCCGCAACCAAUGGCCGCGCACCUGCCCAAGAGACUAA